Molecule: messenger RNA, 1638 nt
Organism: Uncinocarpus reesii 1704
Lineage: Eukaryota; Fungi; Ascomycota; Eurotiomycetes; Onygenales; Onygenaceae
Exons: 4
Coding region: 1-1638 (545 amino acids)
Source: RefSeq, a predicted model, not a curated record
AUGGGCCGCGAGAGUCUUUCACCAGAUGCCCUUGUCGAGCGAAUGGCCAAAGAGACCCGGGCAAGCGGUUGGGACGCCGUUGUCAGCUACAGACUUGACCUCUUCAAUGCUACUCUCCAAAAAGGUCUGGAUGCUAGCAAGUCGGAGAAUCGCGCCUAUAAUGUCGACGGGGUGAAGACUUACGAGAUGCAAGGGCAUCAAAAGAAGCUGGUAUUUGAAUUGGAUUGGAAAAUGUGGAUUGAACCUCCGACAAGGCUGAGCUUCACGGCCGAUGGCCAAGUGGUUCUUAAGAUGUCGAUUACUGCGAAAACCCUGAUAAACAUAAUCAGCGGCAUGUCGCGGUACAUCCACGCGUAUAGAAAAUUGAACAAGGGAUGGGUUUUGACUGUGAAAAGCCCGAUUUCAUCCCUGAGCGCGUCUCAACAUGGCUCCGGUCUCCCCAAAGAGGCAAGUAACCCUCUGUUCGCAAAAAAUGCAACCGUGCUCGAUUUCAAUAAAUACAGUGAGACAUACCAGAAUAAAAUGGCGUUCAAUAUCGAACUUAGGGAUAACUGGUCCCUAUCCAUCGAGUGGGAAGGGGCAGAGGAGCUGGAGGCCAGAAGGCGGGUCCCCAAAGCCCUGCUGGACUCGCUCAAAUCGCGCAUAAGGGGUGAUCUGGGUGGAAUCUACUUCCCACUCCCCCUGGCAGGCAACGAUGACUCUUCUAGCACCCCCAAAGACGGUGGUGGAGAUGCCUCGCUGGCCUGUGUUAGCGCCUACAUCAAAACCGACGCCACCGCCUUCGAGCUCAUCGCAGGAGACUUGAAACCGAACUUCUGCGAAACUGACAAGACGGGGAAGAUCAACGACCUAUACCCUAUACCAACAGGCCACAGCGCCAGCAUCAUAAUAAAUACGAGGACACUCUUCUGGGAUCCGUUGGAUCUGUCUCUGUGGGCGAUGCUCGGCAUUUCGUUCAAAAAGUCGAUUAGUAUAUGGCAGCCUCUCAAGGACGUCAGAAACGAUUCAUAUACUCGCGCCUUCACCAGUGUCGGCGACGAUCUCAUGCCUGAGCAUCGAGGCGCGGGAUUCCAGUUGAAGCAGACUUGGAACGGAGAAUACCCGGCCGAAGAUGCGGCCAAAUAUAUGAAGGACAAUGACGAGAAUUUCACAGAUGCGUCCGGCGUCGCAAGCUGGAAUGGUACCGACUACAUCUACGUCGCCGACCCCGCUUUGACUGUUUCCGCCAACGGAACUAUCAAUUGGGAAUCCAAUCUUACGGUGCCUUUCACCGUGAGAGCCGCUAGAGUCGUCCCUCAUGGAAUUUAUGCCGAGGAGUGGAAGUACACGGCCAAGGCGAAUAAAGCAGGAAGGUUCCACGUCCACGGUCUGGCGCUACAGGCGACCCUCAACGUUAGUUCUUCGGACUGGACCAAAAGCUGGGAGGCGCCCGAUGUGAAUCAUUCUCAAACGAAGUAUUUCGUAGAGAAGUUUCUCAGUCGACUCACCUGGCCCACAUGGGAAUGCAACUCCAAGAGAAACCUCAUGGCAAUCACUAACUUUCUUUGUCCUGGGACAAAGGAUGUCCUCGUGCUGAGCAGUGAUGUUCGUGUUCCUUAUGAUAUCUUGCUCCUGGGAGAAGUAACCAAAUCGGACUGA